Molecule: messenger RNA, 1791 nt
Organism: Cuscuta epithymum
Lineage: Eukaryota; Viridiplantae; Streptophyta; Magnoliopsida; Solanales; Convolvulaceae
Source: the annotation of a GenBank genome assembly
UAAAUUUGAAAGAAAAUUCUGCACCGGAAGAGAGAAGCAUGUUACUAUAAACAGUAGUCACUGCACCGGAAGUCGCAGAGGCGAAGAAGUUGACUUUGGGUUUAGGAAGCGAUCUGCAGAAACGGACGUCAGGGAAAGAGAAUGCAUAUCAGCGAGAACGAGGGGAUAGAGAAUAAAUGUUUCGUGGUGACCGGCGGGCUGGGCUUCGUCGGCGCCACCCUCUGCCUAGAGCUGGUCCGAAGGGGCGCCCGUCUCGUCAAGGCCUUUGAUCUUCGAACCCAGUCUCCUUGGUCCGAUCACCUCCGCCAAAAAGGCGUCAUUUGCAUCCAAGGAGAUGUUACAAGAAAAAAGGAGGUUGAGAAGGCAUUACGUGGGGCUGAUUGUGUAUUCCAUUUGGCUUCAUAUGGUAUGUCUGGGAAAGAAAUGCUCCAAUACAGCCGUGUAGAUGAGGUUAAUAUAAAUGGGACAUGUCAUAUACUUGAUGCUUGCAUUGAUCAUCACAUUGGCCGGCUGGUCUAUGUGAGUACAUAUAAUGUUGUUUUCGGUGGAAAGGAGAUUGUCAAUGGCAAUGAAAGACUGCCUCACUUUCCCAUGGAAGAUCACGUUGAUCCUUAUGGCCGCAGUAAAGCAAUUGCUGAACAGUUAGUUCUCAAGUAUAAUGGUCGCUCUUUCAGUAAAGAGACUCAGAAAUGUCUGUACACUUGUGCCAUUCGUCCCGCUGCUAUCUAUGGACCUGGUGAAGAAAGGCACCUCCCAAGGAUCAUCAGUUUUGCAAAAUUAGGCCUGAUCCCUUUUAAGAUAGGCUCACCAGAUGUGAAAAUGGAUUGGGUUUAUGUAGAUAAUCUUGUUUUGGCCCUUCUGUUGGCUAGUAUUGGACUAUUGGAUGACAUCCCCGGGAAAGAAGGGAUACCAGUUGCUGCCGGUAAAGCUUACUUCAUAUCAGAUGGGUCUCCCGUUAAUAGUUUUGAGUUUCUUCGCCCUUUACUGAAAAGCCUGGAUUAUGAACUACCAGAAAGGUCACUGCCUGUCCCCCAAGCUCUUCUUCUAGGAAACUUUUUUUGGGGUUUGUACUCUUUCAUGCACCCUUGGCUAAACAAGAGGUGGCUUCCUCAACCCUUCAUUCUUCCUACUGAGGUGCACAAGGUUGGUGUCACACAUUACUUUUCCUAUAUAAAAGCCAAAGAGGAGCUUGGUUACAUCCCAAUGGUGACCCCUAAGGACGGUAUGGCUGCCACGAUAUCAUAUUGGAAAGAGCAAAAAAGGAGGAGUCUAGACGGGCCAACGCUACUGACAUGGGCUCUAGUUUUGGGUGGAAUGGUUGCCCUAUUUGGUGCUGCUUUCCUGCCAGACUUUGGGCCCAUUCCACUCAUAAGAGGGAUCGGGCUUUUCGUGUUUCGCUCGGUUUGGGCAUUACGGGUAUUGUUCGUUGUGUCUGUGGUGUUACACAUCGGGGAGGCUAUGUAUGCAUGGCACCUUGCAAAGAAAGUGGAUGCCUCUAAUUCCCGCGGUUGGUUCUGGCAGACCUUUGCUUUGGGAUUUUUUUCGUUACGUCUCUUGAAGAAGAGAGCCAAAGAGUGAGCAUAUUGGAUUAAUUAAUUGAUUAAUUUCCUAACGGUCGCAUCAUCAUGUUAUUAUGUUAUGUAUGUAUAUAUGUAUUAUAUGCACUCUACAGCCUACAGUAACGGGAACUGAUUUGGCUUUUUAGAUCGGACCAGAGAUCCCAUUUUCUUCAAUAAUGGAUGUGUUACAAAAAUAAUCAGUACACAUUUUUUAUAUGAUAAAAGACUUAAU